CCGCUUCGACGACGAAAUACCCUAGCCUCCUUUUCCCUCGACAAUGUCGGCCCUCGCAGUCCCAAAGCUAGUGUCCGAUGACUGCAACCGAUUACGGAUGCUAUUGGCAGAAUGGGAUCCAUCUCGGGAGUUGAUGAUACCCACAUUGGCUCAUAGACAUGCGGCGCGCAGGAAGCUGAUGAGGCAAAGAUAUUUCGAGGCUCAUGGCGAGGACCUUGUCACGGCACUGGACAAACACGUUACGAAUGAAUUCAAGAGGCUGGUGGACCUUUGCACGCUUGAUCCGGCUGAAUGUGAUGCGUACUUGGCAAAUGAAGCAACGAAAGGAUCGACCCCGAGCAAUCAGAUUCUCGUGGAAUUAGCCUGCACAAGGUCUCCGCAGCAGCUGCUUUUGUUAAGAGCAGCGUAUCAUGCUCGAUACAAGAAGUCGCUGGAAGAGGACGUCGAUCAUUACACAACUGGGGAAUUUUCUGAGCUACUGGUCUCUCUUGUGAGUUCAUACCGUUAUGAUGGAGAUGAGGUGAACAUGACUUUGGCAAAAGCAGAGGCUAAGAUACUCCACGAGAAGAUCUCAGAGAAGGCUUACAAUGACAAGGAUCUCAUAAGGAUGUUGGCCACUAGGAGCAAAGCUCAGAUCAAGGCUACACUUAAUCACUACAGAAAUGAGUUUGGAAAUGAUAUCAACAAGGAUUUGAAAAGUGAUCCGAAAGAUGAGUUCCUUUCUAUAUUGAGAACUAUAGUCAAAUGCUUGACUCGCCCUGAAAAGCAUUUUGAGAAGGUCCUUCGUCUUGCCAUCAAUAGGCCAGGAACAGAUCAAGGGGCUCUUACCAGAGUGGUUGUUACCAGGGCCGAGGUCGACAUGAAGUUUAUAAAUGAGGAGUACCGGAGAAGGAACGGCAUCCCCCUCGAUCGUGCCAUUGCCAAGGAAACUACUGGAGAUUAUGAAAAAAUGCUUCUGGCACUGCUUGGCCAUUCAGACCCACAGUUUACAAGUACUAGUGAAGCUACGUCUGAUGUCCGGUGAAAGCAAUGUCUAUUUCAGUGUGGUUUGAGGUGUUUCUGUUUUCCUUUAGCUAUGUGAGUCAAAUACACUUCUUGUAGUGGUGCUGGUUUACAUACUUUUGAGAAGUACUUGGUUUCAUCUUUAAUCCAGACUAUUAGUAAGUGACUGUGAACUUGAUUUUUCUUGCAAUCGUGUCAUGGCAGUGCAAGCAAUUUAAUGAACAAUACUGCACAAACUGCUGAUGCCAUGUCCAUUUAGUUG
This is a messenger RNA of Syzygium oleosum, 1264 nucleotides long. Its product is annotated as annexin Gh1-like. Gene Ontology annotation, molecular function: calcium ion binding; calcium-dependent phospholipid binding. Gene Ontology annotation, cellular component: cytoplasm. The transcript has 5 exons. NCBI's taxonomy places the organism in Eukaryota, Viridiplantae, Streptophyta, Magnoliopsida, Myrtales, Myrtaceae. The record is from RefSeq and is a predicted model, not a curated record. The coding region runs from base 44 to 1024 and encodes 326 amino acids.